Molecule: messenger RNA, 483 nt
Organism: Symbiodinium sp. CCMP2592
Lineage: Eukaryota; Dinophyceae; Suessiales; Symbiodiniaceae
Source: the annotation of a GenBank genome assembly
AUGUCGAAGCCCCGUGUGCUGGUCAUCGGAAGUCAGUUCUCGGGAACUUUCUGUGCGCGAGAGCUGAAGUCUCAGUGCUCCGUGACUGUGGUGGAUGCCAAGGAGUAUUUCGAAUACACCCCGGGUGUACUUCGAGCCUUUGUGAACCCUUCGCACUACGAUGCGCUGAGCUUCUCGCUCCAACCGGUCCUAGAGCGACGGAUGGGUGUGAAAUACAUCUGGGGCGAGGUGAAGGAGUUGGAUGGCGACCGCAAGGUGGCCAACAUCAAGCCCCUGGCAUCUGACCGCCGGGAGGAGGUUGGAUUCGACUACUGCAUCAUCUGCUCUGGUUGCAAUUUUGGGCCCUUCAAGCCGAUGGGCGAGAGCCUUUGGUUCCCCACUGUACACGAAGAGGCCCAAGCCGUAAGCGACUGGAAACACAUUGAUGCUCGGCUGAUGCGAGCCCACAAGUUGCAAGCUGCGAAUUUGGUCUGCACCGGCUGA